AUGACUGAAUUCACCCAGAACCGCUACCAGUCGCCGUUGUCGACGCGCUACGCCUCCGAGGAGAUGAACUUUAACUUCAGCGACCUGAAGAAGUUCAGCACCUGGCGUCGCUUGUGGAUCAUCCUCGCGAAGGCGGAGAAGGAGCUGGGCAUUGAGAUCACCGACCAGCAGAUUGCCGAGAUGGAGAACAACUACGACAACAUCGACUUUGAGUUUGCUCUCGAGGAAGAGAAGAAGACGCGACACGACGUGAUGGCCCAUGUCAUUGAGUUUGGCCACAAGUGCCCCAACGCGGCGAAGAUCAUCCACCUGGGCGCCACCAGCUGCUACGUCGGCGACAACACCGACCUCAUCUGCAUCCGAGACGGCUUUGACAUUCUCCUGCCCAAAGUGGCCCGGUGCAUUAGUCGUCUGGCAAAGUUUGCCGAAAUGUACAAUUGGAUGCCGACGCUGGGAUUUACCCACUACCAACCAGCACAGAUGGUGACAGUGGGUAAGCGAGCCUGUCUGUGGAUGCACGAUCUAAUGAUUGCCCUGCGCAACAUGGAACGCGCCAAGGACAGUCUGGCCUUCCGCGGCUGCAAGGGCACCACCGGCACUCAGGCCUCCUUCAUGCAGCUCUUCAACGGCGACGAGGAGAAGGUGAAGAAGCUCGACCAGCGCGUCACCGAGAUGGCCGGCUUUCGACGCGCCUACGCCGUCACCGGGCAAACUUACAGCCGCCUGGUGGACGCCGAGGUCCUCAUGGGCCUGUCGCUGCUCGGCUCUGCCGUGCACAAGAUCUGCACUGACAUUCGCCUGCUGGCCAAUCGGAAGGAGAUUGAGGAGCCCUUUGAGAGCACGCAGAUCGGCUCCUCGGCGAUGCCUUACAAGCGCAAUCCGAUGCGCAGCGAGCGCUGCUGCUCCCUCGCCCGGCACCUGAUGACGCUGAGCACGAAUGCGCUGCACACCGCCUCGGUGCAGUGGCUGGAGCGGACGCUGGACGACAGCGCCAACCGGCGCAUUACCAUCGCCGAGGCCUUCCUCACCGCGGACAUUGUCCUCAACACGCUGCAGAACAUCUUCGAGGGCACCGUCGUCUACCCCGCCGUCAUUGGCAAGCACAUUAAGGAGGAGCUGCCCUUCAUGGCCACGGAGAACAUCAUCGUGGCGAUAGUGAAGAAGGGCGGCAACCGCCAGGAGGCGCACGAGAAGAUUCGCGUCCUCUCGCACGAGGCCGCCGGGCGGGUGAAGCGCGACGGGCAGAGCAACGACCUCAUUGAGCGCAUCCGCAAGGACGCCUACUUUGCGCCCAUCCACGCCGAGCUCGACUCGCUGCUCGACCCGAAGACCUUCAUCGGCCGUGCGCCCAACCAGGUGCUGGAGUUUAUUCGCGAGGAGGUCAGUCCGGUGCUGGCCCACUACAAGUCCUACCUGGAGGGCAAGGCGGUGGUCAACGUUUGA
Molecule: messenger RNA, 1443 nt
Organism: Rhagoletis zephyria (snowberry fruit fly)
Lineage: Eukaryota; Metazoa; Arthropoda; Insecta; Diptera; Tephritidae
Source: RefSeq, a predicted model, not a curated record